Messenger RNA from Etheostoma cragini (Arkansas darter), 765 nucleotides. RefSeq names its product zinc transporter ZIP3-like. The annotation marks the transcript as partial. Lineage: Eukaryota; Metazoa; Chordata; Actinopteri; Perciformes; Percidae. Gene Ontology annotation, biological process: zinc ion transmembrane transport. Gene Ontology annotation, molecular function: zinc ion transmembrane transporter activity. The transcript has a single exon. The record is from RefSeq and is a predicted model, not a curated record. Gene Ontology annotation, cellular component: plasma membrane.
UGUCCGUCCCUGUGCGUCUCUGCCCAGGUGUCCUCCGUCCUCCAGCAGCUGCAGAUCACCAGCUCGUACCCUCUGGCCGAGACGCUGCUGAUGUUCGGCUUCUUCCUCACCGUCUUCGUGGAGCAGACCGUCCUCACCUUCCGGAAGGAGACGCCGUCCCUCAUCGACCUGGACACCUUCAACGCCGUCGGCUCGGACGCCGGCAGCGACUCCGAGUACGACGCGCCCUUCAUCCCCCGCCGGGGCUCGCCGGACGGACACCGCCACGGACACCUCGCCCCGGCGGACCUGGGGGGGGCGGGGCCUCUGCGUCUCGCCAGCCUGGUCCUGGCGCUGUCGGCCCACUCCGUGUUCGAGGGUCUGGCGCUCGGUCUCCAGGACGACGGCGCCAAGCUGGGCGGGCUCUUCCUCGGCGUGGCGGUGCACGAGACGUUAGCCGCCGCGGCGCUCGGCGUCACCGUGGCGAAGGCGGCGCUCGGCAUGAAGGACGCCGCCAAGCUGGGCGUGGCGGUGAGCCUGAUGAUCCCGCUGGGCGGCGCCGUCGGGAUGGGCGUGGAGGCGGCGCAGACGCUGGCGGGCGCCGUGGCGUCGGCGGCGCUGCAGGGACUCGCCGCCGGCACCUUCCUCUUCGUCACCUUCUUCGAGAUCCUGUCCCCGGAGCUGGAGGACAAACGGGACCGGCUGCUCAAGGUGCUCUUCCUCGUCCUCGGCUACGCCGCGCUCGCCGUGCUUGUCUUCAUCAAGUGGUGACGCACAGGAAGUGGG